AUGAUGUCGGCCAACACCGUGUACCGCAUCAACGACCGCACCUCGCACCACAACCUAACCUGUCUAACAGAGGUCCUACCAACUGUCCACGACCAUGAAGUACUCGUCGAGAUUCAUGGGGUCACGCUCAACGCACGUGAUAUCCAAAUCUGCGGAGGGUUUUAUCCUGCAGCAGCGGUUAAGGACAACCUCAUUCCCUGCUCGGAUGGAGCAGGUGUCGUCGCUGGCGUUGGAGGUGCAGUCGACGAUAUUCACGUCAGCGACCGCGUCAUUAUCAAUAUUUCCUUCGGCAAUCUGUACGGCCCUUUAAAGAGCCCAGCUUACAUGCUUGGUGGAGGGAUUGACGGCACGUUCCGCCAAUUCGCUGCAGUCCCGGCUCAAGCAAUCAUCAAGGUCCCUUCCGAGUGCAAAUUAGACUUCGUUCAGCUUGCGUCGCUGGUCUGCACUGGCGCUACUGUGUGGAACGCACUCUACGGCUACGUGCCGAUGAAACCCGGUCAAACCGUGCUCUUCCAAGGUACUGGCGGAGUGUCUAUCACGGGUGUUCAAUUUGCCAAGGCUGCUGGGGCUGUGACGAUUGUCACGUCCUCGUCGGAUGAAAAACUGAAGUUUGUAGCGGAGAAAUUUGGUGUGGAUCACGUGAUCAACUACCGCACGACGCCGAAUUGGGAGGAAGAAGUGCGCCGCUUCACCAACGGAGAGGGCGUCGACUAUGUCAUCGAGAUCGGUGGUGCUGGCACGAUUGAACAGAGCAUCAAAGCUACGGCAUCUGGCGGAAUGAUCGCCAUCAUCGGGUAUCUGGCAGAUAUUAAGCAGGAGGAUAUGCCCAAUGUCCCUCUUCUCGCGUUGAUCCAAGGCUGCGCUCUCCGGGGUGUACAGGCUGGUAGUAAACAGCUAACCUCCGAAUUGGUCACGUUCGUGACACGUAAAAAUGUCCAGCCCUACAUCCACGAGACAUUGGGCUCUCCCAGGACGAAGUGA
Messenger RNA from Phytophthora infestans T30-4, 981 nucleotides. RefSeq lists its product as uncharacterized. NCBI's taxonomy places the organism in Eukaryota, Oomycota, Peronosporomycetes, Peronosporales, Peronosporaceae. The transcript has 2 exons. Gene Ontology annotation, molecular function: oxidoreductase activity. The record is from RefSeq and is a predicted model, not a curated record. Bases 1 to 981 code for a protein of 326 amino acids.